CCGAACCGGACUGCGAGGACCGUGAGAGUAGGGGUGGAGCGGACGGGGGUCCUGGGAGCUGGGGAACGGCGGAGCCACAGGCCCUGGGUUCCCCACCCUCCCGGGGCAGCUCAGACCGGACGCUCGGGUCCUCCGGGUCCCUCCCCCAGGGGCGGCGCUAGCGGUUCUGACCAAUGACAGGCCGCCCCGAGGCCCCGCCCCCGACGCCUCACGAAUGCCCAACCGCCGGGAGCCUGGCCUGGGGCUGCGUGAGCGCUGAACCUGCGGCUGGACACCAAGAUGCCUGGCGAACAGCAGACACCGAAGGUGGAGGAGGAGGAGGAAGAGAUGCAAGAGGAGAUGGUGCUGCUGGUGAAGGAUGAGGAGGAUGAGGGUGAGGAGAAGUAUGAGGUGGUGAAACUCAAGAUCCCCGUGGACAACAAGGAGGUGAGGAAACUGAGGCCCAGGAAGCUUGAUAGUUUGGUGACUGGCCAAGGUCCCAGAGUUAGUAAAGAGAUGGCUUAUCCGAGACCAGUGAGAGUGAGGGGUGAGGUCCCGAGGGAGGCGGCAGCGCCUUCUGCAGACCCGGCGCGUACACACGUGUGCCCGGACUGCGGCCGUGCUUUUGCGCGCCGGUCCACGCUGGCCAAGCAUUCGCGCACGCACACGGGUGAACGGCCCUUCGAAUGCCCCGAGUGCGGCCGGGGCUUCUCGCAGAAGUCGGCGCUGACCAAACACGGCCGCACGCACACCGGCGAGCGGCCCUACGAGUGCCCCGAGUGCGGCCAGCGCUUUUCGGCCGCCUCCAACCUGCAGCAACACCGGCGGCGCCAUACGGGCGAGAAGCCCUACGUGUGCACGCAGUGCGGGCGCCGCUUCGCUCAGAGCUCCAACUACGCGCAGCACCUGCGCGUGCACACGGGCGAGAAGCCUUACACUUGCCCCGACUGCGGGCGCGCCUUCGGCGGCAGCUCGUGCCUUGUGCGCCACCGACGCACGCACACCGGGGAGCGGCCGUAUGUUUGCGCCGACUGCGGCACGCGCUUCGCGCAGAGCUCGGCGCUGGCCAAGCACCGGCGCGUGCACACGGGCGAGAAGCCGCACCUCUGUACCGUGUGCGGCCGCUGUUUCCGCCACCGGUCCAACCUGGCAGAUCAUACCCGCACGCACACAGGCGAGCGGCCCUACCCCUGCACCGAGUGCGGCCAGCGCUUCCGCCUCAGCUCAAACUUCGUCCGCCACCGUCGUUCGCAUAUGAUGCGCCGUCUCUAUAUCUGCGCUGUGUGCGGCCGAGACUUCAAGCUGCCCCCUGGCACUAAGGCCACCACUGUCACCGAGCGCUGCCCAGAGUGUGAGAGUAGAUGAGCCCCCUUGUCGCUGCGGCUGCUAGUGUCUGGCUGAGGAGGCGCAUGCCAGGGCCCGACCCCAGGUGCUGGACUAACUGGACAAGGACUCCGGGACCCUGGUCUGGUAAAGGGUGGGAAGGCAGAACUGGCUGCCCGGGACCUUGGAGAUGUAGUUAAUCCUCUACUGCAGUGAUGGCAAACCUAUGACACGCGUGUCAGAGGUGACACGCGAACUCAUUUUUUUGGUUGAUUUUUCUUUGUUAAAUGGCUUUUAAAUAUAUAAAAUAAAUAUCAAAAAUACAGUGGGG
Messenger RNA from Myotis myotis, 1633 nucleotides. Its product is annotated as zinc finger protein 771. Lineage: Eukaryota; Metazoa; Chordata; Mammalia; Chiroptera; Vespertilionidae. The record is from RefSeq and is a predicted model, not a curated record. Gene Ontology annotation, molecular function: DNA-binding transcription factor activity, RNA polymerase II-specific; RNA polymerase II cis-regulatory region sequence-specific DNA binding. Bases 280 to 1344 code for a protein of 354 amino acids. Gene Ontology annotation, biological process: central nervous system development; regulation of transcription by RNA polymerase II. The transcript is spliced from 4 exons. Gene Ontology annotation, cellular component: nucleus.